Messenger RNA from Ostrinia nubilalis (European corn borer), 1041 nucleotides. RefSeq lists its product as uncharacterized. The record is from RefSeq and is a predicted model, not a curated record. NCBI's taxonomy places the organism in Eukaryota, Metazoa, Arthropoda, Insecta, Lepidoptera, Crambidae. The transcript is spliced from 3 exons. The coding region runs from base 109 to 792 and encodes 227 amino acids. Gene Ontology annotation, biological process: septate junction assembly; regulation of tube size, open tracheal system. Gene Ontology annotation, cellular component: septate junction; membrane.
GGAUGGAAACGUCAAAUGUCAGUGAACAGAUAGCUAGCCGGACUGUCAUUUUUGUUUUACUUGAAAACACAAAAAUUUCAUUUGUAAAGUGUAAAAUAACUAAAAGAAAUGUUUAACAAAUCGAAGACGGGUUUAUUUGCUUUAAGCUUUUUCGUAUUUGCCUCUAUUUUCAUAGUAAUUGCUUUCGUAAGUCCGUACUGGUUAGUCACGGAUGGCAAACUAAAAAAUCCUAAGUUUAUAAAAAUAGGUUUAUGGGAGGUCUGUUUCAAUGGGUUCGAAGAAGUUCAUCACUGGUACGAUACUGUGUUCACUGGCUGUUGGUGGAUAUUUGAAGAAGAAUACUACAUCAUACAUGAUAUUUUACUGCCAGGAUUCUUUAUAGCUACUCAGUUUUUCUUCACCAUAACUAUGUGUUGUGUACUUGUUUCAAUGUUUUUGUCUUUUAUAUACAUGAAGAAAGAAAAGGAUGAUGAAAACUAUGUAACACUUCUAGUAACCCUGGGAACUAUUCUGGUCAUAGGAGGGUUUUCUGGAAUCAUAUCCGUGGUGACAUUUGGAGCAAGAGGGGAUGGCCGUGAUUGGAUGCCUAACUGGGAACACAAUGACCUUAGUUGGGCUUAUGCUCUUGGUGUAAUUGGUGUCAUUUUUCUCUUCCCAUCUGGCAUUUUGUUUUUAGUCGAAGCAAGAGUUCAGAAGUAUAAGAAAUUGCAUGAAAUGCAAAGUCGUGAACCAUCCUCUUAUACCAUGCAUGAGAGAAAAAUGGCAUAUUCAGGAGGACACACAGACAUCUGAUAACUUGACUGAGAAUUUAACUGUAUAUUUCUUUUAAGGUCUGAUAAACUACUUAAUGACUUCUGUAAUCUCAAUAAUUUCUAGCUGUUAAGAAAAUCUUUCCGUCCUUUUGUGAAAAGUAAAUAUAAUGUGCCUUAGUAUGUAGUAUUUAAGCAUAUUUUUUUAUUUUGUAGUUUUGUAAGUGAAGACUUACAAGUAUUCUUGGAGUAUUUUAUAUCCAAUGUAUUUUUAUGUUAAUUUUAAUAACGA